UAAUAAUAGGUAUACUGCAAGCAGAGACUAUAAAAAUCAGCAUUAUUUUAACUGCUAUAUUUAUCAUUUUGUAAUCAGUGGAUUAGUACAAAAGACAAGACUGAAAUGGCUGCUAUGCUCCCUGAGAUGCUCUCUAAUUCUAAAGACAGCGGAAUGGGAUAUACAACAGAGUUGUCCUCGACUAUUACAGAGUUGUCCACAGAGUUGUCCUCCACUUUUACAGAGUUGUCCUCCACUUUUACAGCGUUGUCCUCCACUCUUGUAGGGAGAUCAAAAGAAGCUGAAAAAUACGAGAGUAAGGAAGACCGUACUGAAGCCAUCAGGAGGAAGAACGAGGCCAUUCAUCGAGUAUUUGCAAUGAUGCGACUUGCAGAAGAGGUGGACGUAUGUUUCCUUGUGGACUGCACUGGAUCUAUGGGCUCAUACAUCACCCGAGUUAAGACAAACAUCAGGACUUGGUGUGAACGUCUCCAAGCAACCUACAAGCAUCUUAAACUAAAAGUGGCCUUCGUCCGCUACACAGAUUUUGAUCAGCCCGAAUCUACACGUACAUCACAGCUUGAUUUCACUGACGAUGUUGAUGAGUUUUACUCAUUUGUGGAUACUAUAGCUGCUCCUGGUGGAGUUGGUGGAGAUACAGCUGAGGAUGUCUUUGGUGGACUGGAGGCUGCCACAAAACUUUCCUGGAGGAAGAUUGGGACCAAAGUGCUCAUUCACUUCGCUGAUGCGCCUUGUCAUGGGAAGCAGUACCACAGUGAAUCAAUCAACGAUGCAUACCCUGACGGAGAUCCGGGCCAUCGAGACCUGGCUGAAUUCAUGGGCAAGCUUCAUCGACGUGAAGUUCACUAUCACUUUGGAUUUGUUAAGGAAACAGCCACAGAAAAGAUGAUCCAGGAAUUUGAUGAAAUGUUGCUUAAAUGUGGAGGAAGGGAGAUGACGAUUCACACUUUUAAUGCUGACAGACCUCCUCUAAUCGAUGAAGCUGUAUUUCGCUUAAUUUCAUCAAGCAUUUCAUCUUCUCUGAAAAAAUUGUCAUCUGUUGACAAGACCACAAGAAAAAUAGAAGAAUUCUUGCUAGUGAAGGGCGUUCCAAAUUGGGACGAGCUUAAACUAUUCUCGGUGAAAGUUAGUAAAAACAAGGGGACAUUAGUAAGCCUGCCAACUACCCCAAAAGCUGUGAAGCGUGCUAUACAUCCUUUUGCUAAAGGAGGAACGCGACUUGCCUAUCGUGCUUACUUUCCUGAAGAGAAUAGGCACAUAGUUAUGAAGAAAUUUCUAAUCAAAUACGACGAUCAACCAUGUAUUAAACGUCACAUAGAAAUUGCAAUUAUACAGGCCACAGCUAAGGCGUAUGCUAAAAAGUUUUGUCAAGAAAAGCCAUCUGAUAUAGGAGUGCCAUUGGGGUUUACUUCGUGUGAUAUUAUGGUAUGGGAAGAGGAUAUGGAUGCCACCCAACGUUACUUCUCGUAUGAGCCUUACAUUGACGGUGAUUACACAAAGUUCAAUACUAACACCGGUACUGUGGCUCCUGGAUCUGAUCCAGUCAACGAAACCUGCCAAGCCUUUAGCCACUACACAUGGGUCGAAUCAAACGAAGCACUUGUGGUUUGUGACAUUCAGGGAGUCAAGAGAGAGCAUAAAGUGAUAUUGACCGAUCCUGCUAUCCAUUGCAAGGAUGUUUUGAUUUACGGUGACACAAACUUUGGUGCAAGAGGAAUUAGAAACUUCUUUAAAUCUCAUCGCUGCAACAAGAUAUGCACCAGAAUGGGAUUGGAGAAGUCACCACAUCAACCAAUUUAAACUUUACAUGGACAAACAUUUUUACUACACUGCACACUGCAAUGACCUCUUAUUAAAGUGUACAUGCAUGCGUGCACACCUGCAAAGUAUUUUGUGUAAUGUAUACGCCUGCCCAUUAUUCCACACACACACACAGUUUCGUUGAGGAUAAUCAUGCAUAUAGUAUACUCUUAUUCAAUUCCUAAGUACUGCUUUUUUGUUUGAAAAACAGCUUUAAAUCCUGCAACCUGAUUGGCAAUACUAUACUUCAUACUAUG
This is a messenger RNA of Halichondria panicea, 2057 nucleotides long. Its product is annotated as alpha-protein kinase vwkA-like. Bases 106 to 1800 code for a protein of 564 amino acids. Gene Ontology annotation, cellular component: cytoplasm. The record is from RefSeq and is a predicted model, not a curated record. Gene Ontology annotation, biological process: protein phosphorylation. Lineage: Eukaryota; Metazoa; Porifera; Demospongiae; Suberitida; Halichondriidae. The transcript is spliced from 4 exons. Gene Ontology annotation, molecular function: ATP binding; protein serine/threonine kinase activity.